AUGCUGACACUGGACGGGUCGACGCUCGAAGGGGGCGGCCAACUCGUCCGCGUGGCCUUAUCGCUCUCAGCCAUCUGCAACAUCCCCGUCCGCAUUACCAAUAUCCGCGCGAACCGCUCCGCCAAAGCCCGCCGAGGAGGAGGCACACAGAGACAAUCCUUGGGCAGAGCGCACGGGGAGCAAGGAAAGAAGGGCAGAGGCCAUGACGCCAGGGAGAGUCUAAGGCCCGGAGGAGGUCUGAAGGAAAGUCACCUUGCUGCUGUAAAUUGGUUAGCCGAGAAGUGUUCAGCGGAUGUGGACGGUGCGGGCGUCGGCGAAACGGAGGUGGUGAUCCGCCCCAAGAGGAGCAGGAAGCCUCGCCCUUUGCAAUCGUCGAGUGAAGAGGUCGAGGGUAUCGCGCUGAAGAACCCCGGAAGUGUCUGGUUGAUCUGGCAGGUUAUCUUUCCCUACAUUGUGUUCAAUCUACCCGAGAGCGACUCAAGGGGCAAAAUUGAUGCGAAUGCGGCUUUUCGGAUUGUACUGAGGGGAGGCACGAAUGUCCCGAAGUCGCCGUCCAGCGAAUACGUGCAGCAAGUUUUCAUACCGCUCUGCGAGAGGAUUGGUCUUCCCCGGUUCGAAGUCAAUGUCCUCCAGAGAGGAUGGGCUGGAAGUGCUCCGGCGAUCGGAGAGGUCGAGCUUGUGGUCAAAGGCGGGAACAAAGGUGAUGUUGAUAGCAGCGUGGAGCGGCAAGACGCCUUCUCCCUACCGCCUUUCACACUCACCGACCGCGGUGACAUUACAAGAAUCGAGAUGACAAUCGUCGCCGGAAGCCAAGAGACAUAUUCGAUGCUAGAAACCCAACUACCGCUCGCUCUAUUGACACUCGGCUCGACUGGGGCAUUUCCUGCAGAUCUACCCAUAACCACGCACCCAUCAUCCACUGCAUCAUCAGGCGACGAACGAAGACUCUACGUCCUCCUGGUAGCGCACACAAGCAACGGCUAA
Messenger RNA from Exophiala bonariae, 984 nucleotides. RefSeq lists its product as uncharacterized. The record is from RefSeq and is a predicted model, not a curated record. The coding region runs from base 1 to 984 and encodes 327 amino acids. Gene Ontology annotation, molecular function: RNA-3'-phosphate cyclase activity. Gene Ontology annotation, biological process: RNA processing. The transcript has a single exon. Gene Ontology annotation, cellular component: nucleus. Lineage: Eukaryota; Fungi; Ascomycota; Eurotiomycetes; Chaetothyriales; Herpotrichiellaceae.